AUUUCAUCAUGACGUUUCUUACAAAAUCAUUAUUAUUAUUCUAUAUUGCUAUUUACUUACUAACAGUGAAUAUUCCCCUAGUUUUUUCGUGUUUCAGCUGUGAUCCCAGCUCAAAGGAAGUGGAAAAUAGUUUCCUAUCUGCUAUUGAAGAUUUGUAUUGGAGAAAGAGAGAAAACUUUAUGGCUGUCCGAGAUUUUAUUCAAGAGUUUUCUAGUGGUUUACAAACUCAGUAUCUGCAGAGGAAAUUAGACAGAUACGGAAUGAACAUGAUAGUUUCAGAAUAUAAAAUGAAAUUAACAAAGCUACAGAAGAAAUUGGAGACAGAGUUGGACGAAGAAAAGACGCCAUUACAGAUAGUCAAAGACCUCACUCCGACUUUCAAAGAACUAGCACUAGCAGUAGAAGACAUUUUUGCUAGUUUCCAAGAGCGUAAAUGUCCUAAUCAGAAAGGUUCCAAUUGUGGAAUCCUAUUUGACAAAGUGACAAACUGUGAAACAUGCCAAGAAGAAUUUCAGAUGUGUGUUGGGGGUACAAACAAAUGGUGUACCGAUUUGGUGAAUUCAUGUCCGAUGUGCCAGUGCAUUAAAGGCAAAUGUUUCGAUGUAAGGACUAAAGAACCCUGCACACCUUGUAAAGGAUACUCAGAGUGCCUUCAAGAAAUAUUGCCGUGUGGGACUCGGGAAAUUCAAGUUGAAGAAGAAGCCGACUUGAAUUUUGAUUGCAGCGUUAAAUUUCAUUACGGCAUUCGGGAUGAAAUGGAAUACGUUCUUGAAAAGGUAUUUUGAAAUGAAAUUCAGUUACUGUAGAUGAUUGUAUGUAAAUAUUUGGGAGGUGCCCACCACCGUUAAAUGUGAUGUCAUUGAGAAUACUUUUUUUCAUUGGGCUAUAAUUAGAUGAUUAUAUAGUGA
Molecule: messenger RNA, 908 nt
Organism: Xenopus laevis (African clawed frog)
Lineage: Eukaryota; Metazoa; Chordata; Amphibia; Anura; Pipidae
Exons: 9
Coding region: 9-785 (258 amino acids)
Source: RefSeq, a predicted model, not a curated record